Messenger RNA from Aplysia californica (California sea hare), 1476 nucleotides. RefSeq names its product sulfotransferase 6B1. Gene Ontology annotation, biological process: sulfation. Bases 1 to 972 code for a protein of 323 amino acids. Gene Ontology annotation, cellular component: cytoplasm. The record is from RefSeq and is a predicted model, not a curated record. The transcript has 2 exons. NCBI's taxonomy places the organism in Eukaryota, Metazoa, Mollusca, Gastropoda, Aplysiida, Aplysiidae. Gene Ontology annotation, molecular function: sulfotransferase activity.
AUGGGUCUUCUGCAGAGGUUCAAGAACUUUGUGUACCAGCUGAUGGUCAGAUAUCAAGUGAUUUUGUAUCUGAUUCCAGUACUGCAGCUAUUUACAAAACAUUUCGCAGAUACUAAAAAAAGAGCCAAUCACAGAAUUACUGAUAGAAGUGGAAAGUCCCUUCGGGCUUGCAAGUUUAAUGGAAAAUUGUUCCCAGCUUUUGGGUUAGAGAGACUCAGAACGAUCCCCAACAUCAGCAUAAGACGAGAUGACGUAAUGCUGUGUGGCUACCCAAAGACCGGAAGUCACUGGGUGCACGAGAUCCUGCACAUGUUGGUCAACGGGAAAUCGGAGCUAAGCAAACAUGGAAAAGGGCUCGGUGGAAUGAUUGACGUUAUGCCGGACAUCAUCAUUGACUCUCUGUCUUCACCACGUGUGCUCAAUUCUCACUUCGUGUAUGAGGAUCUACCAAAAGGUGUAAGGGAGCACAGAACAAAAAUCGUCCUCACAGUAAGAAACCCAAAAGACACAGUUGUCUCGUUCUACAACCAUGUUCGUAACCUGGAGGAGUUCUACACUUACACGGGAGAGUUCAAAGACUAUUUUGAGCUUUGGAUAGAGGGAAAUGUGGACUACGGCUCUUAUUUUGACUUUUACCUGUCCUGGGACGAGUUGCUCAAGAAUCAAGAGAGGCACCCUGUGCUACUUGUGAAAUAUGAGGACAUCAAAGCUCAACCCAUGGAGAAUAUCAAACGCAUAGCGCAGUUCUUGGAAGUUGACGUCACAGAUAAAUUCGUGGCCGAGAUAGUGGAGAAAACCAGCUUCGAUAGCAUGAAGUCCAAGAGGGCUAAGGCCACAGCAGCAAAACUUUUCCGCAAAGGAAAAGUUGGCGACUGGAGAAACUGGCUGAGUGAGGAACAAAGUGAAGCAGUCGACAAAGAAUGGCGGACAAAAAUGUUUGGGUGUACUUUAUACCAACCUCACUAUGAGUGAAUGUCUGCACGCUUGUGGACUGUUGUUAGAUUUGCUCAGUGAAAUAGUCGUAUAUUUGAUUCUGUGAAUGGUUCCUGUAAUAUAAGUGGGUGGGUGGCGGAUGCUCUAGUGUGGUCAACUCAUCCUUUCCUUCUAUCAAACACCUUUUGUCCUUGUCUCUCCUCCUUUUAUUAAUAGGCCUUAAAUAUGCCACUCUUUAGUGCAACUUUGAUUUUUCGCACUUAUAUGACUUGUUUGUGUUGUGUUGCAAGUGCCAUAGCCAUAAUACUCACUCAAAAACAUAGAAUAAUAAUAAUGAUAAUUAUUAUUGCAUUUAUAUAGCACAUAUCCACGCUCCACAGCAUGCACUUUACGGUUAUUAUUACCGCAGCAGACCCUAGAACACUCAGAGACAUACUCGGCUUCCCGGGACACACAUAGAACUAUCUAGGCAGAAGAUAUCCGGAGACGUCUCCGGCAAGCACACAGGAACUAUUCGGAGACGUACUACCGCACACAUGCACU